UUAGAGUCUACGUGGUUUCCUUCCUCUUAUCUGUCCUCAGCACCCACUGGAUGUGAUCUGGGUGCGACCAACCAUAGCUCUGCAGAGGUUACUGCGCUUGUGCCCCUUACGGAUCCGUCCACAACUCAGGAGGGUCUGUGGAACUCACGCAGCUCUUGGCCUGAGCCCCUGUUACCGAGAGAAAGGAGGCUUUUGCCAAGGACUCCAAGGGGAGUGGACUCAACUCUGGUCUGGACCCAAGGCACCCAGCCCUCCCUGAGACAUUGUGUGAGCCGGGCUGGGCCUGCAGACACAGCCCCUACCGCCCCACCCCAGCCAGGGUGGUGCUUGUGUGGGAAGGACUUUAAAUCCAGCUGCCAGACCCCUGGACCGGAGAAGCAGCGAGAGCUGGCCACCAUGUGCAGCUCCUGCAGUUGCCUGGAGCUUCUGCUGCUGCCGCUGCUACUGCUGGUGGCCACCGCGGGCCCCGCGGGCGCCCUCACGGAUGGCGAGAAACGUGUGAUGGUAGAGCUGCACAACCUCUACCGUUCCCAGGUGUCCCCGCCGGCCUCAGACAUGCUGCAACUGAGAUGGGACGAGGAGCUGGCCGCCUUCGCCAAGGCCUACGCGCAGCAGUGCAUAUGGGGCCACAACAAGGAGCGCGGGCGGCGCGGCGAGAACCUGUUCGCCAUCACGGACGAGGGCAUGGACGUGCCGCUGGCCAUGGAGGAGUGGCACCAGGAGCGCGAGCACUACAACCUCAGCGCCGCCGCCUGCAACCCGGGCCAGAUGUGCGGCCACUACACGCAGGUGGUUUGGGCCAAGACAGAAAGGAUUGGCUGUGGUUCCCACUUCUGUGAGAAGCUCCAGGGUGUGGAGGAGACCAACAUUCAAUUACUGGUGUGCAACUAUGAGCCCCCGGGGAACGUGAAGGGGAAAAGGCCCUACCAGGAGGGCCCUCCGUGCUCCCAGUGUCCUCCGGACCACAGCUGUGAGAACUCCCUCUGUGAACCCGUCGGAAGCUCAGAAGAUGCUCCAGAUUUGCCCAGCCUGGUAACUGAGGCACCAUCCUCCCUGGCAACUGAAGCCUCAGACUCCAGGGAAAUGGGUAUUCCUUCUCCCGUGGCCACAGAGGUUCCUUCCUUCUUGGUAUCAGAGGUCUCAGGCUCCCUGGCAACAAAGGCUCUGCCGGCUGUAGAAACCGAGGCCCCAACUUCCUUAGAAACAAAAGACCCCUCCUCAAUGGCAACGGAGGCCCCACCUUCUGUAAAAACAGAGGCCCCUUCCGUUUCGGCAACUCACAGCCUGCCCUCAUUGGAUGAGAAGCCCGCUACCUUUCCCAAAUCCACCCACGUUCCUAUCCCCAAAUCAGCAGACAGUGUGGUCAGCAAAACCAGAGCACCCUCCGUGAGCCCAGAGAAAUCUCUGCACCCCAAGAUGUCCCCAACAGGGACAGGGGAGCCCCUACCCCAUGCUCAGGAAGAGGCUGAGGCCGAGGCCGAGUUGCCUUCUUCUAGUGAGGUCUCGGCCUCAGUUUUUCCAGCCCAGGACAAGCGAGGUGAGCUGCAGGCCACACUGAACCACGUGGGGCACACCUCCUCCAAGUCCCUGCCCAAUUUCCCCAAUACCUCUGCCACCGCUAAUGCCAUGGGUGGGCGUACCCUGGCCCUGCAGUCAUCCUUGCCAGGUGCUGAGGGCCCUGAGCAGCCUGGCAUCAAGUCGGGGCUGAGCUCUGGCCCUAGUCGUGUGUGGCGCCCCCUCCUGGGACUACUGCUAUUGCCUCCCCUGGCGCUGGCUGGAGUCUUCUGAAGGGGACACACUCAAAGGAGGUUUCCACAGGGCCGAGCCCUGGCACUGCCCCAAGAGUGCCUCUGCCUCUGGGGAGGCCCACCCUCAGCUGGCUGCAGACUGUCCUCGGUGGGGUUCCCGUGGCCGUGCGCCUGCUCUCCCGGAAACAGAGGAUCUCGGGCUUCCCAGGAACCCCUUGGCCCUUCCCAGUGCUGGCCUCUUCCUUGAGCCAUCUGAGUCCAGGGCUGUCCCCAGAAGCGUCUCUUGCCUUCCCACAGUGAAGAGAUCAGCUGUCCCCCUGCCAUCUUCCCCACCCUGUCCCCAGCCCCUCAGACAAGAUGCUGGUUGGCUAAGGCCCUCUGGAAGGGAAAGGCUGCAGGGCAUGUGCCUCCCCCGCAGCAUCCUGGAGGCACAGGCCUGGCCGGCUUCGGGCCGGAUGACUGCACACGGGGCCCAGCCCUCCUGCCCUGCCCACCUGAGUCCUGCGGGUGAGGCAGUGGGGUUCUGGGGCGCUCCUGCCUGCCUGGCCUGGGGCUGUCCCUGAGUGUCUGUGUAUCUAGGGAGGGGGGUUACCCGGGGUAGAUGAAGGACAAGCCCCACCCAAGUGGGGCUGUGUGGGUGGGGGGUCAGGGAGGAGGGAAGGGAUCCUGAAUAAAAGCCUGUCUGGGAGUA
Messenger RNA from Lemur catta (Ring-tailed lemur), 2439 nucleotides. RefSeq names its product peptidase inhibitor 16 (gene PI16). Lineage: Eukaryota; Metazoa; Chordata; Mammalia; Primates; Lemuridae. The transcript has 7 exons. Gene Ontology annotation, cellular component: extracellular region. The coding region runs from base 397 to 1788 and encodes 463 amino acids. The record is from RefSeq and is a predicted model, not a curated record.